Molecule: messenger RNA, 1515 nt
Organism: Macrobrachium nipponense
Lineage: Eukaryota; Metazoa; Arthropoda; Malacostraca; Decapoda; Palaemonidae
Product: polycomb protein EED-like
Exons: 8
Coding region: 334-1422 (362 amino acids)
Biological process (GO): negative regulation of transcription by RNA polymerase II; heterochromatin formation
Cellular component (GO): ESC/E(Z) complex
Molecular function (GO): protein binding; nucleosome binding
Source: RefSeq, a predicted model, not a curated record
UACAGUCACGGAGAUGGGGAUAUCCGGCUUGGUUUUGCCCUCCACUUCACAUAAUCAUCGGAGGAAUAGUACUUGCUAAUCAGUCGAGUUCCAGUGAGCCCUAAAUAAAGUUGGAAGGACUUGGAUGUGAAGUGUUGGAAGAAAGGGUGCAAGUGAGUUGGUAUAUGUGAAGGGCAAAUCACAGUUAAGACAUGAACCGUGGAAUUUCACGAUGAUUGUUCUAGUGUAGAAAGUGGAUCAAACGCUGACAAUUCUAGAAGUGGAACACCUACACAGCGCCGUAAAGGUCGUGCCAAUAAACGUGGAAGGAAGAAAGUGAUUGGGCCUGCUAAAAUGGGUUACAAGUUUGGGUGUUAUUUAAAGGAAGACCAUGGACAGCCAAUAUUUGGAGUGCAGUUCAAUCAACAUCUGCGUGAGGGUCAGCCUCUUGUUUUUGCAACUGCUGGGAACAAUCGUAUCUCGGUUUACCAGUGCAUAGAAGAUGGUUCGAUAAAAUUACUUCAGUGCUAUAGUGAUCCUGAUACAGAAGAAAACUUCUAUACAGUUGCAUGGAGUUACGAUACUGAAACAGGAAGGCCAAUCUUAGCAGCAGCUGGGUCACGAGGAGUUAUUCGUAUUUUUUCACUUGCUACCAUGCAGUGCGUUAAACAUUUUAUAGGCCAUGGAAAUGCCAUAAAUGAACUUAAAUUUCAUCCUCGGGAUCCAAACCUCCUAUUAUCAGUGAGUAAAGACCAUGCCCUAAGGAUGUGGAAUAUCAGGACAGAUAUCCUUGUGGCUACCUUUGGUGGAGUAGAGGCUCACAGAGAUGAAGUUUUAAGUGCUGAUAUUGACAUUGAGGGCACCUGCAUAGCAUCAUGUGGCAUGGAUCAUUCCCUAAAAAUUUGGAAACUUACAACGGAUGCUAUGUCAUCAACCAUUUCACAAUCCUAUACCUUUAAUCCUAGUCGAUCUGUGCGUCCAUUUCCAACCUUACAACAGAACUUUCCAGAUUUUUCAACCAGAGAUAUCCAUCGAAACUAUGUAGAUUGUGUUCGUUGGCUUGGAAGAUUUAUUCUCUCAAAGAGUUGUGAAAACACAAUUGUAUGUUGGAAACCAGGCCUUUUGAAUCAGACAGAACUUAAACAUAAUGAUACAAACGUGACCAUAAUACACAAGUUUGACUACAAAGAAUGUGAAAUUUGGUUCAUGAGGUUUGCAUUAGAUUUUUGGCAAAAGGUGCUAGCUGUUGGGAACCAGUUAGGCCGUACUUAUGUCUGGGAUUUAGAUAUAGCUGAUCCAGCACAAGCACGGUGUUCAACUCUCACUCAUCCAAAAUGUGUAGCACCAAUCAGACAAACUGCAUUUUCGAGAAAUGGUAAUAUUCUUAUAACAGUAUGUGAUGAUGCUACCAUUUGGCGUUGGGAUCGAGUAGCUCAACCAUAGUUAGAAGUAACACUUUGUAACUGUUACUAUUUGUUGUGUACCUGUUUUGUAAAUGAUGUGUAAUAAAGUGAUCUUUUGGAAAUUUAAAUAUAA